CUGCCGCCUGCUUUUAUGCGUGCCGCCCAUUACGAUCGGUUGAACUAUUGCUAGUCGGAAGACUGUUAGUUGGACUGGCUGGAGGUCUCGUUACAGCAUUCAUGUCCAUGUGGCAUAGUGAACUCGCAGCACUAUCCCAGCGAAGCACUUUGGCACCGUUAUGCCCCAUGGGCUUGACGCUGGGCGUCGUUGUAUCACAAAUCUGUAGUCUACGGUCAUUGCUCGGCGGCGUCGAGUACUGGCACCUGGGACUAGCUUUCUAUGGCGUUCUGGUAGGGCUAUUCUAUGCUCCUUUUAAAUGGUACCCGGAGAGCCCUAAAUGGCUGUACAUCGUAAAGGGCCGCAAAGAGGAGGCUCGGCAACAGCUGAUGAAGCUCCGGGGAUAUGCCAUGGACAGCCCCGCUUUGCAGGAAGAGUUGGACGACAUGGAAUCGGAAGCCACUUCUAAGGCAGCGGCAAGUGGCUUUCUGGAUGUUAUCCGAGAUCCUAGCCUGCGCCUUCCCCUUAUCAUUGUCUGCGCCUUCCUUGGCGGGCAGCAAUUAUCAGGCAUAAACGCGAUCUUUUACUAUUCAGUGUCUAUAUUUCGAAAAGCGGGUUUAACACCGCAGGCAUCAGAGUGGGCCAAUCUUGGGGCAGGUUCCCUUAAUCUGGCCACUUCGAUGGUGGGCCCGAUCCUACUGGAAAGGGUGAAUAGGAGGCCGUUGAUGCUAUUCUCCACCCUCCUAUGCACCGUCUGCCUGUUCCUGUUCGCUAUGUUGCUUUAUUUUAUCGAAAGCGUUAGCUGGUUUGCCGUUGGUUGCAUUGGGUGCAUUUUCCUCUACAUAUUUUUCUUUCAGUUUGGUCUUGGACCCAUGCCCUUUUUUAUCGGAGCAGAAUUAUUCGAACAGGCGCCCCGACCCGCCGCUAUGGCUUUAGGUAGCGUUGUCUACUGGUCUUGUAACUUCAUCAUAGGAAUGGCCUUUCCCACGCUGCAGAACGCAUGGGGAGCUCUGGUGUUUUUGCCGUUCUCAAUCACAUGUCUCUUUCUUUAUGUUUUAACGAAGUACUAUAUGCCCGAAACUCGUGGCAAAAAUCCCUCUGACGUAGCUCCACUUGUCGCUAAUGGGUUCCGAUCCAGAGUACGGGAGAUCGCUCACCUUGCGAACCAAUCUUAGACAUUCUCAUCCUCCACCUCCUCCACAAAUCAUAAAAGUCACUGUGACUUCUAUCAAACGUAAAACUUCUAAAAGGAGAUAGUCUAGGCUUUGAAUUGGAAGGCCUGUUCA
Drosophila ananassae is the source of this 1265-nucleotide messenger RNA. RefSeq names its product solute carrier family 2, facilitated glucose transporter member 4-like. Gene Ontology annotation, molecular function: hexose transmembrane transporter activity. The record is from RefSeq and is a predicted model, not a curated record. The transcript has 4 exons. Lineage: Eukaryota; Metazoa; Arthropoda; Insecta; Diptera; Drosophilidae. The coding region runs from base 102 to 1154 and encodes 350 amino acids. Gene Ontology annotation, cellular component: membrane. Gene Ontology annotation, biological process: monosaccharide transmembrane transport.